AUGUCCAUACCGAUAGCUACGAUCGCCUCGGCGGUCCUGUCCCUAAGGGGCCUAACUUGGGUGGCCUUUAUAUUCCUCGUCAGCUACUGCAUCUAUUCUUUGCAUAUCAAGCCCUUGCUCAGCCCCCUGCGCCACCUUCCGGCCCCUAAACAGGGCUUUUUAUGGUUUCGACUCCUUAAAGAGCCCAAAGCCGUAGAGAUUGAGCGGUGGAUGGACGAGCUUCCCCACGACGGUCUCUUCAGGUAUUAUGGCAUUUUUAACAGACAGCGCAUUUUUACUGCCAGCCCUAAAGCUACUGCCGACCUGUUGCACGGUCCAAACGCCUUUAAAUAUAUCAAGCCCAAAUUGCAAUUUAUAUUGGCCAACAAUAUUGCGGGCAAAGGUCUCCUAAUCCAGGAAAGGGAAGAAAAUAAACACGCCCGCAAAGGUUUAAUUCCCGCUUUCAACCCCGACCAAAUAAGGAAAUCGUUCCCCGAUAUGUGGAAAACGGCCGUCGAAACCAUAGAAGCAUUGCCAAAUUACACGGAAAAAAUGGCUUUAGGGGAUAAUGGGUGUAACAGCACCGAAGUCGUCGAAUUGCUUAAACUCAUAUCGGCCGCGAGCAUCGAUAUAAUCGGCCAUUUUGCCUAUAGCACCGAUUUCAAGGCCAUACAAAUAAACGCACCAAAAUACAAACGGCAUGCCCUCAAAUCGCCAAACUCGAUCUUCGCCCGCGCCUACGUCGAAAUGUUCAAAACGACAUGGAGAGGCCAGCGGUCGCUCGAGGCCGCUUCGCUAAUCGGCGCCAACAUUGCCCUGGCCCUGCCCCUGCGCGCCGUCAAAACCAUCAAAAGCAUUAUGGCACUGGUCUGGCAGGUGUCGGAAAACAUAGUCACCGAGCACGAGCGCGCGGCGGAGUACCAAAACGGCCGCGAUCCGAGAGGACAUGCUCAGCGUGGCGAUGCGGUCCGGGGCCUUUCGCACCGGGAUCUCGUCACGCAGACGGUGCACUUCCUCGCCGCCGGCACCGAGACGGUGGCGGGCAGCGCCUCGUGGGCCGUGCACCUCCUCUCACGACACCCAGAGAUGCAGACGCGGCUGCGCGACGAGGUCCGCGCCGCCAUCCCGGAUCCGAACGCGCCGCAGCAACAGGCCACGUUGCGGUCGCUGUCCUAUCUCGGCGCCGUGGUACAGGAGGUGCUGCGGUACCACUCCAUCAACACGCUGUUGUGGCGCGAGUGCGUCGAUCCGACGGCAUCUGAGAUCUGCGGCGUUUACAUCCCCAAAGGCACCGUCGUCGUCUUUUCACCUUGGGCCAUGAACCGCGAUCCCAAGAGCUGGGGACCCGAUGCUCGCACCUUCAACCCGGAUCGGUGGUUGGGCCCCGCGGACCAGCAAGAGAAGCACCGGCGCCACCCGUGCUCGUUCCUGACCUUCGGGUCCGGCCCGCGCCGAUGCCCGGGCGAGCCCUACGCUCGCGAUGAGCUGCUGUGUCUAAUCGCCAGCCUGGUCGGACGCUACCACUUCUCGCCGCUCCGGCCAGAGGCGGAGUCAGACGAGGGUCAGGAGAUUGGGGACGAUUUUGCGCUGACGCUUUUCAAGAUUUACGAGGGCUGGAGGUUGAUGGUGACGAGGGUUCCGGGGUGGUGA
Messenger RNA from Pyricularia oryzae 70-15, 1629 nucleotides. RefSeq names its product cytochrome P450 3A19. Bases 1 to 1629 code for a protein of 542 amino acids. Lineage: Eukaryota; Fungi; Ascomycota; Sordariomycetes; Magnaporthales; Pyriculariaceae. Gene Ontology annotation, molecular function: heme binding; monooxygenase activity; oxidoreductase activity, acting on paired donors, with incorporation or reduction of molecular oxygen. The transcript is spliced from 2 exons. The record is from RefSeq and is a predicted model, not a curated record.